Molecule: messenger RNA, 585 nt
Organism: Heterobasidion irregulare TC 32-1
Lineage: Eukaryota; Fungi; Basidiomycota; Agaricomycetes; Russulales; Bondarzewiaceae
Exons: 1
Coding region: 175-453 (92 amino acids)
Source: RefSeq, a predicted model, not a curated record
CUUCCCCCUUCUUCACCGGUGACGUGGGAUACCCCGGCCUCAUCCUCGCCACCUAUUACGUCUUCCUCGCGUGGGCAGAGCAAGUCCAGGGGUCGCCGGGUAUCAUUCAAACUAGACGAAGAGCCUAGACGGGGAAGAGACAGAGAAGGUUCGGACGACUUCGAUUCCUUAGCGAUGGUCAAGUCAUCGAGCAUGCCGGAAAUGUCCUCGUCUCCUGUGGCUCGGGGACGGAGUCGGUCCGCCGUGCCCCUGCCCGAUCUGAGUACCAAGUCUCAGAGCAGGAAGGGAAAGGGAAAGAAAGCGCAGACAACCAGUGCUGGGAGCGGAGUUGCGAGCACCGGUCACCAUCGCUCGGCUUCUCGUACUCCGCGCGGGAGGACACCAGGGCCAGGAGGCGGUGACGAGGACGAAGACGAGGAUGAGGAAAGUGAUCAUUUCAAGAAGCGUAAAUGAAGCGACGCGUCAUGCUCGGGCACAUUGGCAACACGGUGGGGCGCGUGCCAAGUAUGUAUGCGAUUUUCCGGUCUCGUGAUGACAGAUUAGUAUGCUUGUAGGUUAUCAUUCCAAUCGAUUUUUUGUCAGCGG